AUGGCAACGGCGCCCCCUGAUGGCCGCGGCCUCCUGCAGCAGGAUGAUGCGCCCUGCCACGCGCUGCUCAGGAGUGGUGUGAGGAACACGAGGCGGAGGUCAGGGUGUCGCCUCCGCCUCCAGAUUCCCCCAGACCUCCAUCUGGUCCGGCGUCUGUGGGACGCGCUGGAAGAACAAGUCCCAUCCAUGGAGGCCCCACCUCGCAGCUUACAGGACUUCAAGGAUCUGCUGCUCACGUCUUGGGGGAGGACCCCACCAGACCCCCAGGGGGAGGACCCCACCAGACCCAGGGGGAGGACCCCACCGGACCCAGGGGAGGACCCCACCGGACCCCAGGGGGAGGACCCCAACAGACCCCCAGGGGGAGGACCCCACCAGACCCAGGGGGAGGACCCCACCAGACCCCGGGGGGAGGACCCCACCAGACCCAGGGGGAGGACCCCACAAGACCCCAGGGGGAGGACCCCACCGGACCCCGGAGGAGGACCCCACCAGACUCAGGGGAGGACCCCACCGGACCCAGGGGAGGACCCCACCGGACCCCGGGGGGAGGACCCCACCAGACCCCCAGGGGGAGGACCCCACCAGACCCAGGGGGAGGACCCCACAAGACCCCGGGGGAGGAUCCCACCAGACCCCCAGGGGGAGGACCCCACCAGACCCAGGGGGAGGACCCCACCAGACCCAGGGGAGGACCCCACCAGACCCCAGGGGGAGGACCCCACCAGACCCCGGGGGAAGGACCCCACCAGACGCCGGGGGAGGACCCCACCGGACCCCGAGGGAGGACCCCACCAGACCCCGGGGGAGGACCCCACCGGACCCCCCUACAGAAGUCCAGGCUAG
This is a messenger RNA of Lampris incognitus (smalleye Pacific opah), 846 nucleotides long. RefSeq names its product proline-rich protein 2-like. The record is from RefSeq and is a predicted model, not a curated record. The coding region runs from base 1 to 846 and encodes 281 amino acids. Lineage: Eukaryota; Metazoa; Chordata; Actinopteri; Lampriformes; Lampridae. The transcript is spliced from 2 exons.